Molecule: messenger RNA, 2859 nt
Organism: Anguilla anguilla (European eel)
Lineage: Eukaryota; Metazoa; Chordata; Actinopteri; Anguilliformes; Anguillidae
Gene: def8
Product: differentially expressed in FDCP 8 homolog
Exons: 11
Coding region: 559-1800 (413 amino acids)
Source: RefSeq, a predicted model, not a curated record
GGUACAAAUCCGUUUACCCCAGGGCAGUGAUAACUUUACUGCAUAAGCCAUUGCCGUGCCUUGUUAGCCAGAGAUAUGAGCAGACUGAUGUCUAGAGCUUUCAAGUUGGGCUUUAUAAAGCCAAAUACAGUAUGUGAUUUGCUGUGCUGAAGAACUGCAUUCGGUUUAAUCCGAGCUUGUUUUUAUCCAACCCUGGGCUGUGGCUGCUGCACGAUCAAGUUUCAGUUGUUUGCUGGAUGACUGUAGAAGUGGAAUGGGCCGGCUUUAGGACUGCUACAUUAAAGAAUGACUCGAAGCUCAUAUAGAAUUAGGUCGCAUGCAUUCUGCGACGAUUCUGAAGUGAAAGAGGAAGGCUAGCUUGCGGUUUAACCACUUCCUUGAUCAUAAGACGUGUUAUUUGGUUCAACCUCUCCUGUGGGUUUGUAUAUUGUGCUGAAACCUGAACAGAAAGGCACAGAGUGUGUAAUUCUCUGGGGCACUGUAUGCCAGUAGCAACAACAGGAGUACCUGCUUCUCUUCUCUUCUUAUUAUUUCUGCUGAGAGUUGCAACUUUCAACCAUGCUGUGCUGCGAGGUGUAUGCAGAGGUGAGGCCUGAGCUGUUCUCCGAAACCAAAGCACAGACUGUGGACCGGACCAUGGACCUGGGGCUGGCUGAGGACCACUUCUCCAGGCCUGUGGGCUCCUUCGUGGCCUCGGACAUCGAGCAGCUGAAGCAGGCCAUCGAGGAGUGCAAGCGGCUGAUCCUGGAGCUGCCCGAGCACUCUGAGCGACAGAAGGACACCGUGGUCAAGCUCAUCCACCUUCGGCUCAAGCUGCAGGAGCUGCAGGACCCAGAGGAGGAUGAGCCCAAUCUGAGAGUCCUUCUGGAGCACCGCUUCUCCAAGGAGAAGAGCAAGAGCGUGAAGCAGACCUGUGACAAGUGCAGCACCAUCAUCUGGGGCCUCAUUCAGACCUGGUACACCUGCACAGGUUGUUACUACCGUUGUCAUAGCAAAUGCAUGAACCUCAUCACCAAGCCCUGUGUGAGGUCAAAGGUCAGCCAUCAGUCUGAGUAUGAACUGAGUAUCUGCCCUGAGAUCGGGCUGGACAGACAGGAUUACAGGUGUGCAGAAUGUCGGACACCUGUGUCACUGAGAGGCGUGCCCAGCGAGGCCCGGCAGUGUGACUACACUGGACAGUACUACUGCACCAGCUGCCACUGGAACGACACGGCCGUCGUCCCGGCGCGUGUCAUACACAACUGGGAGUUUGAGCCGCGGAAGGUGUGCCGCUCCUCCAUGCGUUACCUGGCUCUUAUGAUGCCCAGACCUGUGCUGAAGCUCCGCGAGAUCAACCCGCUGCUCUUCAACUUUGUGGAAGAGCUGGUGGAGAUCCGGAAACUGCGUCAGGACAUCCUUCUGAUGAAACCCUAUUUCAUCACCUGUAAGGAGGCCAUGGAGGCCAGGCUACUGUUACAGCUGCAUGACCGGCAGCACUUUGUGGAGAACGACGACAUGUACUCUCUCCAGGACCUGAUUGACAUCUCCAGCGGCCGCCUCAGCUGCUCCCUGACCGAGAUCCACACCACCUUCGCCAAGCACAUCAAACUGGACUGUGAGAGGUGCCAAGCGAAAGGCUUUGUGUGUGAGCUGUGUAAGGAAGGAGACGUGCUCUUCCCCUUUGACAGCCACACCUCUGUGUGCCAUGACUGCUCGGCUGUCUUCCACAGGGACUGUUACUAUGACAACUCCACUACGUGUCCACGGUGCACAAGGAUGACUGAACGCAAACACGAUCCAGGAAACCCCCAAGUGGCUUGACCUCCUUCCUCCCCACCCCCAAUCACUGUGACAACAGGCAGAAGACAACAGUGCAUUUUUGCUUUUAGUCUAUGCUACAUUACGAUGAGUGUUUUCAGAUGAACGUGGACAACUUUUCAUCCACUGUAGUUUUGUUCACGAGCAUAUCGGCAGUUGAUGACGUGCGCACUGCAUAUAAAGGAAGAAGCUUGUACCGGUGAUCACAGGAAAGAGAAAACGGGUAAUUAUCACGUUAGGUAGUCUUCUGAGCUCUUCUAUCGACAGAAACUAGUCCAACACUAUUAUGUUUCACUUGGUAGGUAUGAAUUGGAAAGUCACAUGUGCAAACCAGGGCUUAUAACCUGUUAUACAACCUCACCUGCGAGCAUUUACUGAUAUUUCGGUUGCUAUGACUGAACUCAAGUCUGAAGAUGAAUGUGGCGAAAAAAAAACUCUUCCUUAACUGACUGACAGCAAAAACUUUUUACUGUGUAACUUGUGUAUUGCAUAAAGACUAUUUCAAAGGAAGGCUGUAUUGAAUAUUGCCAUAUUGUUAACAUUUAGUGAGUGUUUUUUAAAAAUGAAAACAUUUAACAAAUCAAGCAUUGGCAGGCAAUUUUGUUUAAAAAUAAUGUUUUUCUCACUCAAAAUAUUGGAUGUAUGGUCAAAACCAGUGCUCAUAAGUAAGUGUAUUUACAAUAUGCAUGCCAUUCCUUGGUUUAUUGACUUUGGUUCCAUUUGUCAGCUUAAAUUUUGUGCAAUAUGCAUUCUCCUGCUGUGGAAGCAUUGCUAAAUUAGUCGAGGACACAGAUGACAAGGCAAUCUUGUCAUACAAGAUGGGGAUAUUUUGAUGUUAUAUUAUUUGUUUUAAAAUAAUAUUUGUGUUCGCUGUAUUGUUUCAGCAUGGACCUCUUUAUUGAACCCCCCCCCCCCCCCCCGCCUUCCCCUCCCCCCAAUUUUAAUUGUAAUUUACUAUUUUUGUGAUGUUUUAUUUAGUGUAUCAAAAUGUAACUGCACUGUCGGAAAUAAAUGUAAUCAUGUGUAAGUAAUGCAUGAAUAAAGUCCUGAAGAACCAACAAA